Molecule: messenger RNA, 1941 nt
Organism: Pecten maximus
Lineage: Eukaryota; Metazoa; Mollusca; Bivalvia; Pectinida; Pectinidae
Product: vacuolar membrane protein CAGL0J10076g-like
Exons: 9
Coding region: 280-1680 (466 amino acids)
Molecular function (GO): signaling receptor activity
Source: RefSeq, a predicted model, not a curated record
ACGAAGGUGUCCAUGUCUGAAUGAAAAGAGGGAUUUCAACAUCUAGCGCCUGUGAUCCCCGGGACCAAAGAUGUUUAUGACCCCCGGGAUAUUAAGUACUAUUGUUCUAGUACUAGGACUGUAUGUAGAUUUCUCGGAUGAAAAAGUUUGUGAAAGAAAUGACCUUGCCGUAAUAUUUUUCUGCUGCAUCGAGAUGUGAAGGGCCUCCUGUAUGUUGUUCAGUGAGCUCGUUUGAAGUCAUCUGAAGUAUACCGAUGUCCAGCUGGCUUGUCUGGUACAAUGUACACACACAAUAGCCAUUGUUACCGGUAUGUGGACACCACAGCAACCUGGGAUGAGGCUAGUGCGGACUGUUCCUCUACCGAUGGCGGCCAUCUUGUGGUGAUUUUGGAUCAAUCGACACAAAACUUCAUUGCGUCAUUACCUUUCUCUGCCAAUACGUACCAGAUCUGGAUAGGGUUUUCAGAUCGAAGUCAGGAGCAGCAUUGGAAAUGGGUCACAGGGGAAGAAUGGAGUUAUGACUUCUGGUAUACUGGAUAUCCUAAAUUAUGUUACGGACCCAAUGAUGUCUGUCCAGAGGAUUGUGCAUACAUGCGGAAAUCGGACGGACGAUGGCGAGAAGAUCAUUGUAAUAAUAAUCACAUCAGAUAUCAGUACAUCUGUCAGUAUGACAUGGGACCACCGACUACAGCGACAACUAAACCAACGACAACUACUACCACAACAACCAAACCAACGACAACUACUACCAUGACGACCAAACCAACGACAACUACUACAACAUCUCAUACAACAAGUAAAGAUACAACAACAGUGUUACCGCUAACGACAGUUACCAGAACUACAACCAGUACGCCUGCCAUAACUGUUACCAUGACAACAGAACCAUCUACAACUACUGAGCCAAUGGUCGCUGGGAUGGGUCAGUUACAAGAUGGAGACAAAUCUCUGUCGACUGGUGGCCUUAUUGGACUCCUUCUCAUGUUGAUCAUCCUUAUUCUGCUGAUCCUGGUGGUCCUCCUGAUAAUAAUCCGUCGGCGAAACAGAAGGAAGCGAUAUGAAGCAGAGGACAUUUCUGUGAGGUUCCAGAACCAUACAUAUAACACAAAUCAACCAAACAAUUCAUUUCUUGAUGGACAGAUCGGGACUAGUGUACAUUCUGUUGGAAACAUAUACGAGACACCACAACUUAAACAUUGUAACGAAUCCCUCUACCACGACAAAAGUUACGAAACACCAGUCAACCGUGACACUUUAUGUUGUAAGGGACAACACAGCCAUUACGAUUUAGUGAAGGAGUCUGACAUGGUCGACCUACCCGAAGCCCUCUACCACGACAAAAGUUACGAAACACCAGUCAGCCGUGACACUUUAUGUUAUAAGGGGCAGGACAACCAUUACGAUUUAGUGAAGGAGUCUGACACGGUCGACUUACCCGACAAAUAUUCAAGCUAUUCUGAGGUUGAUUUUCAAAAACCUGGAUGUGUUGAUGUGCGGAGUUGUGGUGUGAGUAGCAGAGUUGAUGAUCCUACAUAUUCCAAUGACCAGACAGAGGCCAGUGAUCCAAUCUUAGAAAAUCGAAAUAACGAGGAAUUACUACGAUACUUUGAGGAAUACAACAAAGUUCCGACUGGAUAUGACAACAAUUUAUAUGUUGAUUAUAAAAACAAGCCAUUGUAAUAUGUUUACAUUUCCGUCUGCCUUAUCAGAGUUGUGAACACAGAGUUAAAAAACACGAUGCCGUAUUAGACCUUUUUAGACUACUUAAUACACAUUGUAUGUUCCAGAAGCCAUUUAAUGGACAAGGAUUUUUGAUUCAAUAUAUGUUGUAGUUUACAUGGAAUAAGCAAUAUAUACUUGUAUAUCUAAAUGUGAUAAACCAGCAUUGUUUCAAUGCACUGUAUUUUUGUACAAUUAAAAUCAACAAAAACAGAAAACUUG